This is a messenger RNA of Microcebus murinus (gray mouse lemur), 2751 nucleotides long. Lineage: Eukaryota; Metazoa; Chordata; Mammalia; Primates; Cheirogaleidae. The record is from RefSeq and is a predicted model, not a curated record.
GCUCCGACUGCCCCGGUGGCCGGCCUCUGCCCCUCCGCCCGCCGUCGCCGCCGGGAGGUGCUGCCGCCGUCGCCGCCGCGCGUCUGAGUCGCAGAUCCUUGCUGGCACAUUACAGCAUUUUUGGUGAACCUCCGUUAAGAAUUCAGAGACACUGCUGAUUGACCACUGAAAGAAGGAUCUCAUAUUAAAGCUUGCGCGUGUUCUAUCCAUCAUAUCAGAACAAUGUCCUACGUUUUUGUAAACGAUUCUUCUCAGACUAACGUGCCCUUGCUCCAAGCCUGUAUUGAUGGAGACUUUAACUAUUCCAAGUGGCUUCUGGAAAGUGGCUUUGACCCAAAUAUUCGUGACAGCAGGGGCAGAACAGGCCUUCACCUGGCAGCAGCCCGCGGGAAUGUAGACAUCUGCCAGUUAUUGCAUAAAUUUGGUGCUGAUCUUCUGGCCACAGAUUAUCAAGGAAACACAGCUCUUCACCUUUGUGGCCAUGUGGAUACUAUUCAAUUUUUAGUUUCCAAUGGACUCAAAAUUGAUAUUUGCAAUCAUCAAGGUGCUACCCCCUUAGUUCUAGCAAAACGCAGGGGUGUGAAUAAAGAUGUCAUCCGACUACUGGAAUCUUUGGAAGAACAAGAGGUAAAAGGAUUUAACAGAGGAACCCACUCAAAACUGGAGACCAUGCAGACAGCUGAGAGUGAAAGUGCCAUGGAAAGCCAUUCUCUUCUCAAUCCCAACCUACAGCAAGGUGAAGGAGUCCUUUCCAGCUUUCGAACCACGUGGCAGGAGUUUGUAGAGGAUCUGGGCUUCUGGAGGGUCUUGCUCUUGAUCUUCGUCAUUGCUUUGAUGUCUCUUGGCAUUGCCUACUAUCACAACCAGACUGCCCCACAGCCCAAGGCGUAAGGGGUCUACAUUCAUCUGGCAACAGAGGUUUGUCCACAAACCAGGUAGGUGUCAAGGACUAGAGUCUGGAAUUCCUCAUUACCCAGUAUUCAUUAAAAACUUAGCUGAUAGCAAUAUUUAGAGUAUUGCUUGGAGGAUGUUUUAGAGCAGCACUGUCCAAUCAAACUCUGCAGCGAUGAAAAUUUUCCGUAUCCGUGCUGCCUAGUGCAGUAGCCGCUUGCCACCUGUGGCUAUUUAAAUUAAUUUAAAUUAGAAAUUCCAUUCUUUAUUGCAUUAGCCACAUUUCUAGUGCUCAGUAGCCACAAGUACCUAUUGUAUUGGGCAGUGCAGAUCUAGAACCUUUAUGGUUUUUUAGAACAGUGGACCACACUGUUCUAGAAUCUACUUUGGGUUCUAGUCAGGUCAGUGUAGAGCUAGGUACUUGAACUGUGUUAUGGCAGUGCACACCCCGAUUGUUCUUACUGAGGUCUUCAUUAAUAAGUGGUAACACUAUACAGUGCUUAUUAACUCAAUGUUUGCAAAUGCUAUUAUUGCCCCCCCCACACAGCAUUUGAAUAACAUGCCCAGGGUCACACAGCUAAUAAGUGGCAGAGCUGGGGUUUGAACUCAGGCAGUAUGGGACUGAAGUCUCUUCUCACCAUUACUCUGUGACGCCAUCAUCUUGAAGUGAAAAUUGUUUCCUACCCCAUGGACCCAUCCAUUGCAUCUAUUCUGAGGAAAGUUACAGAGGAUGCUGUUGGCACAAUUGUUUAUGAAGACUCCUGAGGAGGAACUUUUGCUUCUUACUAGCACAAACUACUACAUUUCUGCUGAGCAGUUACUUUGCUUUCAUUUUAUUUUCUCUAGAAACUGUAUAAUUAAUUGGGUAGAAUUCCUCUUUCUCAUUGGAUGCCAAAAAGUUUAAUGCCAAACUUGGGUUCCACCAGAAGCAAUUGUAAUAUAGGUCAUUACGAUGGUUUAUUAGAACUUCAUUCUGUAGUUUUAUUUUCAUCUGUAGUUUUAUUUUCCUGUUCUAAAUGUUCACUUUUCACUUAUGCUAUCCUGUAUUAUUGAGGCCCCUUUAGGUUGUUUUUAGAUUAUGAUGGGGGAUGUAUAGUUAGACAGUUAUUAGUAUGAAUUGACAGGACUACCACAAAGCUACCUGUUGAUUUCUGGAACAUAACAGAAAAUGUAUUGACCUUCUGGAAUAGCAAACAAUACUUUGUUGCCUCCUAUUCAGAAUGUAAUUAUGGUUUCUGGCAUACAUGAAAAUGUCAAGUUUACCUUAUUUAUGUGUCUUUCUUUGUUCCCAAAAAGGAUUUAAGUUCAGCUGAAUAAGCAGAUAUUAUUCUAAACUGGAAAUCAUAUGUCCUAGGUUGUUCUAGCAUCCUGAUGAAUCAUUUGAAUGAAGGCUGAAAAAUGAACAUUAACAAGUUACUGUAAUCAUAAAAUUUUAGAGAAGGGAAGAAUUAGAAGUCAUCUGGGUGGGGGGAUGGGGAGUCCAAGAGGGACCGGGUGACUGUGGCCCUGCCAUCAGGCAAGGAGCAGGACUGUUAUUUGAAUCCAGACAUAGUCCAUUGCUCUUACUUCUUCCAUGCUGCCCUGACUCACACACCGUUGUUGCCCCUCACCCCAAUGUGCUAUUCUAAAUGUUAUAUAAAAAUACAAGUGUCUGGUGCUAGAUGCACAAAGAUUGACUUUCUUGCCAUUAUGUUCUCUGUAAUAGCUAAGCAAAAUACUGACUGACCUUUUUAAGUUGGAAUAGCAUCACAAACCAAGGAUGUAUUAAUGAUCUACCAUCUUUUUCUGCCGCCCAGGCUGGAAUGCAGUGGGAUGAUCAUAGCUCACUGCAGCCUCCAACUCCUGGGCUCAAGCAAUCCU